CUUACGUCGCUAUCUCAAGCUUACUGCGGCAACUCGCUCGCCCCACUCAGCACGCGCCUGCCCUUCCGUUUGUGCAACAUCAACUGCAUUGCCAUUAUUCGGUACCGCUGAGUUGUCAUUGUCGAUAAGUUGCCGUCAGCGGUCACCCGAGGCCCCUGAACAUCAGUUUGCUGGCAAAGCUACAACAACAUAACACCAGCCCCGCAUUGCUGGUUAUCGAAAGAGAGCGACAGGAGAAGAAACUUGCAAGGGAAGAAGCAUAUUUACCAAGAGCUGCGAGAAGAAGAGUUGAUUAUCGGGAAAGCAAGAAGGAAAACGACAUCCCAUCGCCUCCACGCAAGCUUACCCAUGCACUCUCCAUGAAAGCUGUACAACCGCACCACAAACCGAGACAACAUUAACCACAAUACGCCUGUUCCUGUUAUACACACCCCUUUUUCUCCAGCCAGCAUCCCUGAGUCAUACAAUCCGGCACUGCAUCGCAUCUUCUCAAAACAAUGCCGCAUUACAUAUCCCACUGCGCUUUCGCCCGCACAAGCCUGACGACCUGCGAUGUCUUGGUCAUGACGCUCGGCUAUCUAGAUGCACGGGGCAUGCCCUCGCCAGAAGAGUUCAUCGAGGGUACACGGCCGUGGUUUCUGGAUGCGGAGACGGUGUGGUGGCGCAAGUUCUGGAUGAGCGCGCGGUGAAGCCGGGGGCUGGGAAGUGGGAUGAUGAAAGUGUACGUUAUGAGAUUCGGAAGGGCGAGGGGUUGGGAGUUGGCUGAGCUUUACAAGCUUAUAGACUGGUUGUCUUGUUAUGUGACGAGUACAGAUACGCAUGAGAAGAAGUGAUGAGGUUCGGGACCUUGACAGAGAGGAAGAAGAAAGAUGGCGAAUAAUGCAGUUGUCAACGAGCACUAGAAUAGAGCAAUAGAGGAU
Molecule: messenger RNA, 920 nt
Organism: Dothidotthia symphoricarpi CBS 119687
Lineage: Eukaryota; Fungi; Ascomycota; Dothideomycetes; Pleosporales; Dothidotthiaceae
Exons: 1
Coding region: 498-689 (63 amino acids)
Source: RefSeq, a predicted model, not a curated record